Haliotis rubra (blacklip abalone) is the source of this 1631-nucleotide messenger RNA. RefSeq names its product arylsulfatase B-like. The record is from RefSeq and is a predicted model, not a curated record. NCBI's taxonomy places the organism in Eukaryota, Metazoa, Mollusca, Gastropoda, Lepetellida, Haliotidae.
AAGAUGGAGUCAACAGUCUCGCUGUCUGCUCUCGUGCUCUGUCUGGUUGUGGGAGGCUGUACGAGCGCAAGUCAGCCAAAUAUCAUUUUCAUUGUUGCUGACGACUUGGGAUGGAACGACGUGGGCUUUCACAAUCCCACCAUGAUCACCCCCAACAUCGACGCCUUGGCAGACAGUGGCGUCAUCUUCAACCACUCUUAUGUACUGCCCGUGUGUAGCCCCUCAAGAACCGCUUUCAUGACAGGAAUUUACCCAUUUAAGGCCGGAACACAGCAUUUUGUGAUUUGGAAAGCUCAGCCAGUGUGUCCCCUCAACUUCACCUUCCUGCCUCAGUAUCUGAAGGCGCUGGGCUAUUCCACUCACGCUAUAGGGAAGUGGCAUCUCGGAUUCUGCAACUGGAACUGCACGCCGACGUUCCGGGGGUUCGACACCUACUUCGGCUACUACCAGGCGUUUGAGGACUACUACACACACGAAAUGGAUGGAUAUUUGGACUACCGAGAUAAUACUGAUGUGGUGCGGAACGCAACAGGGGAGUAUUCCGCCUUCCGGUUUGCCAGGGAGGCUGUAGAUAUCAUCAACAACCAUGACAAGUCCAAGCCAUUCUUCUUGUACCUGCCCUUCCAGUCCGUCCACGCUCCGAUAGAGGUGCCACAGCAAUAUGAAGAUAUGUAUCCAAAUGUUGUAAACAUCGGUCGUCGGAAGUUUUGUGGAAUGGUGACAGCCCUUGACGACGCAGUCGGUAACAUCACACGGGCUUUGCAGGAACAGGGAGUGUUUGAUAACACACUGAUAUUUUUCACUGCUGAUAAUGGCGCCGAGCUGGUUCAGUACGGCAACAACUGGCCUCUACGUGGCGGUAAACUGACGUUGUGGGAGGGAGGCACGAGGGCGGCGGCGUUUGCCCAUGGGGCGGGGAUAACACGCACCGGCUACACGUAUGAUGGGAUGUUCCACGCGGUUGACUACGUUCCGACUAUUCUGUCUGCAGCAGGGGGGAAGCCAGAUGCGUCUAUAGAUGGAGUAAGUCAGUGGGACUCUAUACGUAUGGGGCUUCCUUCAAAGAGGACUGAGUUCAUCUACAACCUGGACGACUACUUCUACCCCGUCACAGGACAUGCUGCCAUCAGGGUGGGAGACAUGAAGCUGGUGGACGGAUACCCCGGGUUAUAUGACAACUGGUACCUCCCUAUGAAUGACACAGAAGACACGCCUCUAGAAGACUUCAUAUAUGAUGCUAGGCACGAGAUGGUGUGGCUCUUUAACCUGACAGCUGAUCCCUCGAGAAACAGAACCUGGCCAGCCAAAUGCCGGAUGUUGUGGAAACUUUACGUGCCCGGAUGAUGGAGCAUAAGAAGCAAAUGGUACCCGCCAACUUUCCCCAGGAAGAUCCAAACGGGGAUCCCAGUCAUUUUGGGGGAGUGUGGACCCCCGGCUGGUGCUGAAGAUUAAGGCUUCAAGCUAUGUACUUCUGUGUGUGUAUAAUUCGUGCACGUGUGGUGCACAUAUCUAGAUUAUGUACGUCAAAGGAAAAUGAGUUUUAUAUUGAGACGUCUGAUUAAAUGUUCGAUAAAAAUGCGUGAUGAUUGAUGAUUGACAUGUUCAUUCCUCAAGAGAUUGUAAAGUACCUG